Seminavis robusta is the source of this 576-nucleotide messenger RNA. The record is from the annotation of a GenBank genome assembly. NCBI's taxonomy places the organism in Eukaryota, Bacillariophyta, Bacillariophyceae, Naviculales, Naviculaceae.
AUGGCUCCCUUGUCUCACACACCUUUGGAUCAUGGUUGCUCCUUCCGCUCGGAUGCAGUAAGAGAAGGAGUAGUUGCCACUGCUGGAAAGAACUUGCGAAUUCUAUCGGUGGAUACAAUUGGCAUGGGAGGCGGCCAGGAAGAAGCAUUCAAUACCCAGAAGAUCGAUUUGCGAUAUACACCGCAACACAUGACUCUUUUAUCAGCUGGAAUGGGUAACUCUGUGGGCGCUCCCGAGAGCCGAAAGACCAUUGUAGCUGUCGUGGAGAGUGACUACAAUGAGUACGGCCUGGAGGCCAAAAUCGCAAUGGGAUUUGAUGGAACCGGUGGAUCUGGAGCUGCAUCUAGUUGUGGUGGCAAGGCUAAUGACAAUAGCAUGGAUAUGGUCGAAGGGAGCGACGACGAAGGUGACAAGAAAAUGGACACCGAGGAAGGAGAUGGCAUGGACCCCGAGGAAAAGGAAGCUAGGAAGACCCCAAGCAAUCAGAGGCCCCGUUCCGAAUGCCCCUGGCCACUGGGGUUCGUGUGUUCGCUUGCUCGACCCAUCCGAUUCAUGCAGAACUCUGGACUGCGUUGA